GUAGAACGUUGCGUAACAUACGAAAUUCAAAGGUUGGUGGCCGAUCGGCUCACGUCACUUUCAAAGAUCAUCGUCCGAUAUUUAUGUAACUCCGAAGCGACCCACAUGAUCGUAACACCUGCGGGCGAAUAAUCAGUGAAAGAGGACAGGCGGGAGCGGACGGGAAUUCGAGAAGUCCGAUUGCGGUAAGUAGAAAGCACCUUCUCGACGUUUGCAUCGAAUUCGAUUGGUUGGCGCUUUGCGUGGGAUUUCUAGGCUCUCUUUUGUAAUACGGAUCCCCGUGUCUAGUUACUCUUCGGCGUCUCUUCCAAAUCCAAAGUUCUCUUUCUCGAACGUUCCCUUGGUGAGUACUGUUACAUGUUACGAAUUGUCGGUUACACGUGAUAUCACAACUGUAUUUUAUUUUUUAGACUUUCGUCUGCAACAUUUUUAUUGCCUGAAAUCGACAGAGCAUUGGCGAAGUCGCUGCACGAACGACUCUUCUUUCAUUGACGAUUUUUAUGCGUUGAAAUUAUGUAGGUCUGUGACAUCGUAAAAUUCAUUUUUAGCGACGUCAAAUGAGAUUCCACCCACGCUACUCCAUAUAGGUAUGAAAAACAACACGAACGAAUCCCGGUGAAAGAGGACAAAAGAGGGGCCGACUUGUGUGUAUCAUGCUUACGUGAAAUAGAAAGGAAUCGGUGGACAAAAAUACUGCGUCAAGAUUCUGAAACGUGAUUGGUCGAUCCUCGGCGUGGGAUCUUACAGUCACCCUUAUAGAUCGGUGGAUCGCGUCGACCCGUUCUGCAGUACGUUGAUCACGAAGAUCGCACCAGACAUCGUUCGCAGAGCAGAGCAGAAAAUUGACAAAUAUGAUAGCAAGCAUUGCUAUCUUCGGACUUUUUUGUCUCGUUCCUUCCGAAGGGGUGAACUUUUUGAGAGUGAAACGUCAAAAUGUCCCGGAGCAAGGUGAACACGUGAUAGAUAACAUCUUUAACAUUCCGAUCACGGCGAUCAAACAAACCGCUACCGCUGCUCAGUCGUUUAGCCCGGAAAAUUCUCCAGCCAUUGACAGUGUUUUUCAGAUUCCUAUAUCGACUCUCGAGGCGGUUGGAAAUCUCGUAAAAGCGACGUCUGGACAAAGAACUCAGAAUUCCGAAGAGCUACAACGGAUACGACAAGAAAGAAGAGACAAAAUUCUGGCUCAAAGGGAAAGACAAAGAUCGCAAAGGGAUCAAAUUCAACGGCAACGUCUUCAACGUCAACAGAACAAGAGAACCAUCAUGCUUCACAAUAAAGACCCGUUCGGACUGAACGCCUUAUCGAAUCUUUUACUUGGUAAUCAUGGUUUUUUAGAUCUUUUUGGUGGGCAUGGUGGUCAUGUCGGACACGGGGUUCACAGUGGGCAGACUGAUCACGGUGGUAAUGGACACCAAGGCAUCCAUGGAAGCCACGGUAGUUUGACGGGUAGUAACCAAAACACUUACGAAGUCCACGAGAACGUGGAAGAAGACACUGGCUAUGCGUGGCACGGAAUCACAGCUGGAAUCGGAACAGUUUAUGGUUCCCGGCCCACCAACGCGUUUACGAUACAGAACAAGAUCGCCCCAAAAGAGGACAAGCCAAAUAAAUAUACUUACGACGAUUCACAAAUACAGAAUAAAAUUGCACCGGUAACAAACUUCAGGGAUAGGUUCAGAUACGAGGAAGAACCUCCGCUGCAGAAUAAAAUUGCACCGAAGAGCAACAGGAUCGCGUUUCAGUCUUGAGGAACAAGAUAAAGAAAAGCUAUAAAGCCUAAGUGAUAGAUCUCGUUAUAUCCCAGUUGCGUCAAUGUUAGACGAUAUACAUUUCAUCAGUAUCGAUAACGAUGAACGGAUAAUUGAGUAUAAUUAACUCUGGGAGAUUAUAAAUUACUGAUUUACGACUGUAGAUUACAAAUAUGUCAGUAAUCGUUAAAGUAAUUAUUAUUACAAUGUAAUCGCUAGAAUCCGAUGAGUAAACUUUUUUUUAGAAAAUUGCGAAAAUUUAAAACUGAAGUAAAGCAAGUCGUCAAGUAACGAUUCUAUUAUUUAAAUAAUAUAAGUAGAAUAUUGUAGUGUACGUGACGUAUUGGAUGUUCGCAAAAACUCACUCGAUUGCGUAUCUCUGUAUCUACCUUUGUACAAACAUUGAGAAAAAUUCCGUGAUUACAGGAAACGUAAAUGACAUGAGCGUUUCUCCGUCACAAUAAACAUCCAUAUUUAAUAUAGCAAUGUAAUCCUCCGCUGCAUACGUAAAUAUAUUUUCUUUCCACACAAAA
Messenger RNA from Hylaeus volcanicus, 2281 nucleotides. RefSeq lists its product as uncharacterized. The transcript has 5 exons. The record is from RefSeq and is a predicted model, not a curated record. Bases 852 to 1748 code for a protein of 298 amino acids. NCBI's taxonomy places the organism in Eukaryota, Metazoa, Arthropoda, Insecta, Hymenoptera, Colletidae.